This is a messenger RNA of Anguilla rostrata (American eel), 3565 nucleotides long. RefSeq names its product renin binding protein (gene renbp). The record is from RefSeq and is a predicted model, not a curated record. The transcript has 11 exons. Bases 173 to 1378 code for a protein of 401 amino acids. Gene Ontology annotation, biological process: carbohydrate metabolic process; N-acetylmannosamine metabolic process; N-acetylglucosamine metabolic process. NCBI's taxonomy places the organism in Eukaryota, Metazoa, Chordata, Actinopteri, Anguilliformes, Anguillidae. Gene Ontology annotation, molecular function: N-acylglucosamine 2-epimerase activity; peptidase inhibitor activity.
GCAAGAUACACUCCAGUCAUAUGAUUCAGCGCUCAAUCGGCUGCACGGAGUUGGAUGCAGUGUAGCUUCUGAUGUGGGCAUCCAAAACAGUGAUACGCAGUGCUAACGGAUCGGGCCGCUUUGAAUCAUUUGAAAGGCAGAACGUUAUAAUAUAGUGUUGCUGAAAAGAAAGAUGACCACUGAGAAACUGCAGCAUUUUCGGGAGAGAAUCAGAACCGAACUGGAUCGAGCCGUGGAUUUUUGGCUGAAACAUUCUCAUGACAAAGAAUAUGGUGGCUUUUUUACUUGCAUUGGAAAGGAUGGUAAAGUGUAUGAUGAGCUGAAAUAUGUCUGGUUGCAAGGCAGACAGGUCUGGAUGUACUGUCGGCUGUACAGAACAAUGGAGCGAUUUCACAGGCCUGAAAUUCUAGAGGCUGCCAUCUCAGGAGGGGAGUUCUUGCAAAAAUUUGCUUGGGUGCCCUCUGCUGGCAGCUCGGGGAAGUGUGCUUUCUGCCUGUCCAGAGAUGGCCGAGCAGUGAAAGUGCAGAGGACUAUCUUCAGCGAGUGUUUCUACGUCAUGGCCCUGGAUGAACUGUCUCGUGUCACUGGAGACCAGAAGAUGCAGGUGGAGGCUGAGCAGGUGAUGGAGCUCCUGGUUGGCUGGGCGCGAGGGGACUCGGCGGGGCUGGGCCGGCCGGAGCUCCCGGGGGACCCCCCCGUGAACAGCAUGGCCGUGCCCAUGAUGGUGCUCUGUCUCCUGGGGCAGCUGACCGAAGGCCGCCCCCAGCUGGGAGAGAAGUACAGGGACCUGGGGGCCUGGUGUGUGCAGGAGAUCCUACAGCAUGUGCAGAGAGGGGGGACUGCCAUUUUGGAGAACGUCUCAAAGGAAGGAAAGGAACUGCCUGGUUGCCAGGGGCGACUGCAGAACCCAGGGCACGCCCUGGAGGCGGGCUGGUUCCUGCUGCAGUACGCGGUCGCUCACGGGGAGCGGGAGCUGCAGAAGGUGGCGGUGGAGACGUUCAUGGAGCUGCCAUUCCGCACAGGCUGGGACCCGCAGCACGGCGGCCUCUUCUACUUCCUGGAUGUGGACGGGCACUGCCCCACGCAGCUUGAGUGGAAUAUGAAGCUCUGGUGGCCGCAUUGUGAGGCUCUCAUCGCCUUCCUAAUGGCCUAUGCACAGGAUAGGGAGCCCGCACUGCUGGACAGGUUCACUCAGGUGUAUGACUACACCUUCAGCCAUUUUCCUGAUCUGGAGCAUGCAGAGUGGUUCGGGUACCUGAGUCAGCAGGGCAGCGUGGUGCUUGACUUCAAAGGAGGGCCAUUUAAAGGUUUCUUCCAUGUGCCCCGUUGCCUGUAUAUGUGUGAAAGACUCCUGGAUGGCCUCAUUGGACAGUCCUGAGAUCCCUGAGGGCUGAGCGGUUGAAAAGCAGAAAACCCCACUCAAAAAAAAAAUCUAAUAAUAAAUACAUUUUUAUAUAGGAGUGGGAGUGGCGGUGGGUCAAGUGUCAGUGCUAUUUUUUGUUUUUCUGAGAAAUUUCUGGUUUCCACAUGGCGUUAAAAAUAAUUUACUCCAGUUGGUGGUGAGUAAUAUCAAGUCCAGUCCAUUACCUUCUUUAAAAAACCUGGGCGGAGGGGGCUGGGGAUUGGUGUCAGGCUUGCAGUUCUUGUCCUGUGGUCACACCUGUGGUUGUCCGGCUAACAGUUUAACCAGGGAUUUCACAGACCCUUACCUGUGCCAAUAUUGCUUACCUCUGUCUGUACUACCUGUGAAACCAAGACUGUUAAUGCAGCCAUGUGUGUGUUAACAGUCUGAAAUUUUAAUAUGACAAUUUUGCCAAAGAAAACAUUCCAUUCCUCUAAAAACAUGUCCUUUGUGAACCAACUGUAGAGAUUGGUUGGGGGGAAGCAAAGGUGCACAGAUUUAAAACCUUUUCAAAAAUGAAAUUGUUCACUAGUUAAGCAUUGAUUUAAAAAAUAUUUUAAAAUACAAAGGGAAUUCUGUGCUCACCGCUGUACCAACCACCUAGCUGGCUUGCCAGCUAGACAGUUGGCAAGUCUUGAAAGGAUUGCUAGCUUUAUAGUUUGUAAGUAAACUUGGCAUGCUAGACAUGUUCAUUUUAUAUGGUUAAUGUUAAUCAAUUCUUUCCUAAUCUAGCACACACUGCUCAUUCAGAUUGACAAGCAAUGUUUGUUCUGUGUUUAAGAGCUCUGAUCAAGAGUGGCCAACCCUAGUCCUGGAGAGCCACAGGGUCAUCUUAAAAACAACAGCCAUUUUAGAUCAAGUAAACCAGUUGUGGUGGGUUAACUGUGUAGUAAACUGCUUUAAAUGAUCGAUUAAGUGGCGAGUAACACCAAAAAUGGCAGAUUCUGUGGCUCUCCUGGACCUGGGUUGGCCACCUCUAGCUCAGAUGCUUGCAGGGAGAUGGAUGCUAGUGUACUUUCUUAAGUAUUGGCAUCAAAAGAUUAGAUUAGACAGGCAGACUGAGCAUGUUUAUGAUUUUCAUCUUAUUUAGAUAAGUUGAAAUGGUUUUUGUACUGAAAAAUGGCUUUGAGGAAACCAUUUCAGAAUUUUAAGGGAAAUGUACAGUAUUGCUGAAAAUGCACUUUCAAUGGAGGCUUGUGGCUGUUCUGGGCCCAGAAUGAGGUUGCUAUAUUAUAAUGAACUAUACUUUACAUGGACAGCAGAAAUUCUGUCAUUGUAUUCAAAUCUGUUGAUAAUUAAUUAUGUUGGUAUAGGUCAUGAGAAACCAUCUUAAUGUGUAGAAGGUCCAGUGCAUAUUCACUUUAUUUUUAAACAGACUGGGUGAAUGUCAAAGAUCCUGGCAUUAUCGACUAUAUUCUGAGAAAGUGUGUGUGUGCAUCUGUAUGCACGGGAGGGACACAUAUAUUUGUGUUUAUAUGAUAUGUUUCAUAUGUACUGCUUUGUGUUUACAACAUAUCCACAAUUGUCAUCAUUUCAAUCUUUUUUGGCCUAAGAAGGGGGGAAAAAACAUAGAAACGAUCAUCUAUGGAUUUAUCUUUCACUUUAUCUUUAAUUUCAUGAAAAUCUGUGUACUGCAGCAUUUUGAUACAGUAAGAUUUAUUUUUGGUUUUAAAAAACAUUUUACAAUUUUCAAGGUCUUGAUGAACAGUGAGGUGGAUUAGAUGUGUUAAAAAAAUUAAACUCUGAAUUAGCUAAUAUGUCCUGCAGAUCCCUGAAAAACAAUAUACUAUUGGAACACUCCUGUUGCUGUUGAUUCACAAGGAUAAUCAGUGGGGUCUUGGAAAAGUAAAUGCAUUUUAUUAAACAGGUGUUACAGAUGGAAGAGUGGAGAUGGUCUUUUAAUUCAGCCUUCAGUGACUUGAAGUAUAUUUACUGUGUGUUGGGUGUUUGCCCAUAUCUGAUUCACUGUUAAGGUAUUCAGUAUUCUGUGUGUGAUCUUAUCAUCUUGUCAUAGACAGAGAUGUGGAUGUCACUAGAUCAGGACUGUUUGAGUGUUACACUUUUGAACAAAUUACUGCUUUCAUCCAAAAUGUAUAAAUUAUGCAUUGCUGUAAAUCAUAACAUAAUAAUAGAUUUUGUCUUUAACUGUUUUGACUCAUGAAA